Molecule: messenger RNA, 3433 nt
Organism: Microstroma glucosiphilum
Lineage: Eukaryota; Fungi; Basidiomycota; Exobasidiomycetes; Microstromatales; Microstromataceae
Exons: 2
Coding region: 242-3433 (1063 amino acids)
Source: RefSeq, a predicted model, not a curated record
AGUCAGCCUUCCUCAGCCGCAUCGUGUUAGACACCAACGCUCGAACCCUUAACGCUAUCCUCUUGAUUGAUGACCUUGAUAUCGCUCUCACCAUCACGAGUACAUAGAUAGGCGCUAGAAAGAGGCGUACCAGCGCCGCUACGACGUGUAGUACGUUGCCUUCGGCCAUGCGGUCAGUGCGAGCGGCCACUUCAACGAUACAGCUGCACCCCGCGAUACACACGCCCAGGCAGAAGGGGUCAUGAGCGCCCCGACAGCAGGUCCGGCAGUAUCAUCCGCUGAUACGGAGAAGCAGGCAAGGAGCAAGGAAGUUGCUUUUGCAGAUCAGUGCAUCCUGAUACCAGUCGGAUACUCUAGUGCCAUCCCAUCCUACCCAGCAAACGAACAUGAGUCAUCUUCGCUCGCGGGCCCUAGCCGAAGCAGAGGCUCUGAUGACCUGCAACGCAUGCCGCCUCAGCACAUCACGCAAGUAUACAAUCCCGUCUCCGCCGAUGAGCCGGCUCUCCCUCAGACAGAAAUACAGCAGCAACAUCAUCAGCCAAGGGCAGAGGGUCCCUUGGUCUCAAAAGAUGCGACACUGAGCACUACCAACACUCUACCAGUCCCCUCGCUGAAGAGUAUCCUCAAACAGCCCGGAAGAGCUAGAGCGAGUAGCAUGAGCAGAGACCAAAGCUCCUCAUCCGUUUCGAUGAGAUCUACCUCUACUGCUGCCGCUGCUGCCUCUCCAAUCGCGCCGGGCACACCUGUCAAGGUCGUUCCGCAAUCCUUCAAGGCAACUUUGCAGGCGCCUACGCCCCAGAAGGGAGUCGCAGCGCCAAGGCCUGCCUACCGACCGCUUGUUCUCGGAUCGGCCAGCGACGAUGAAGAUGACUUACCUGCACCACGUAUAGCAGCCGCACCAGCGCUAUCAGCUCCUCUUUCCCAAGCUUCGGCACCCCUCAAGUCCCCCAAGCGUUACCCUCAUGACGGCCAGGGUCCGCCAGUGAUCCAUUCAGAAGGGCUGCUGAUAGCAGCUGGCAGGCAACACCGGAACACUUUUGAGUCCACGGCGAGGUCGUUGCCUUCAUCACCGUCAUUCUCUGCUGCUGAGCUGCCAGCAAAAUCGUCGCCCUCUUUGGAUCUGCCCGGCACACAGGAUGGGUCGCAGCAACAUUCAGGGGCUUCUCGCACGAGCGGUCUCUCCGCCAAGACGCUUAGCCCUGCCGAAACGAGCACUGCACGUACAUCGGGCAGCACGCUCACACGGUCGGUUUCUGAAUCCUCUCAUCUCGUGAGAGCUGCCCCCGGUAGUCAUCGACCACAUUGGCUGAGAAGGGGCAGGAGCUCUCCUUUGUCUCAGCCCGAAGAGCCUACGACAGAUGAUCAUGCCUCUGACUCGGAGUUGGAUCAAUCCUCGCCGAUUGUAUCAGAGCCUGAGCUAGUGCCACUGAAUAUCGACUGUGUCUGCCAGCACUGCUCGGGCAGGAUCAACGCCAGCCUCAGUGCGACGUACAUUGCUCACUGGUCAAAAGGUGCAAGGGCGAAAUGGCUAGCGGACCGCAAGCAAGCAGCUCAGAAUGAGAUUGGAGGAGAGCGGAUCAAAGCUCAAGCACUGAGUCUGUCCCGCAGCGAUACCGCGCUGGUGUUACCUGACAGUAGUAGAAGGUCGACAAGAUCGCCGCCUCCGCUGUCUGCACAGCGGGCCAAUGACCCGACGAGGAUAUCUGCGCCCAUAGGCUCUCAUCAGAGCUUCAGAGGCGUGGUCACAUAUCAUUCGGUCUUACAACCCUCGGCAAACGAUUCUGCCCGAUCGAACGAAGCUCACGUAGCACUGAGACCUCCGCCCGCUGUCGAGCAAAGUGAUGAAGAUGCAAACGCUGACUUGCAGCAGAUUCUGGACCGCAACAAGGGAAUUGGCACAUCUCUGGCUGACAAAGUUCAAGUCGACGAGGUCGACAAGAAGCAUGGGCGGGCCAGUCAACCUAAUGUUCUUGCGGGACUGUCGUCUCCUGAGCUCGAGAUGGCUCAUGAUGGAUACUUUCAACCUGUGGAUUCGUUCCCGGCCUUUCGUUCAAGUCCGGUUGGAGUCAGCGAGGAGGAGACCAUCGACGCAGACGCAGCUCUUGCUCACCAAGUCGAGCUCGAAGUCAGAGCUCGAGAAGAGAGGCAUAGGAACGAGAAGGUGCGCAGAAGAGGUGGCGCCCGAGCUAUGAUGGCUAUGCUGGAGGAAGCCGGAACGCAAGAGGACAUCGCAAAGGAGCAGAGACUCCUGCGGAGAUCGUCUCUUAAUAGUGACGCCCAGCCUCCGGUCACAAGCGGCCAUGAGGACUCGCUUGGAAGAAUCAUUGCUCCUCCUUCGCCCGCCCUCUCGUCGCCAGUCCUUCGCUCGAAUAGCCCCUUCUUCGAUCGAUUGAGAGACGGCUUGAGGAGCUCCAGUCGAAACUCCAAUAGGAGCACCCCAUCCGAAGACUCAAGACAUGCGCAUGCUGCACCUGAAGUCCAGUCGACCCAGGCACAGCACACCGUACCACCUACAAACAAGUCGCAAACUCCAGAGGAUGAUCGUGCUCGACGUGGGAGACAUAGUACGGGCGGUAUAAAGGAGAAGAGCUCCACAAGAGGGUCGGACGCGCUCUUGACCCCUGCCAUGAACCAGUCUCAUCUUUCGGCGCGGCUCACCGGCAAAGAGCAUGCACACAGUCCUUCUCCAUCUCAGUCCCCGAAAUCAGACAGCUCUCGUCCAACGAAGCCAAGUAAGCUAGGUUCGAGCCCUGCUCCCACUCCUGCGCUUCUUCUGCCUCCGGUCUCGAAGGUAUCACCUUUGUCUGGAAGCGUGGAGGACAGCAAGAGUGCAGACCCACUUCGUGCGAAACGUCCGAGCGCCGACGAGCGCAGGGUUGUGGAUCCCGACAGGUUGGCUGUAGCUACGACGAAAGGUCUUGCGUCAAGCAGCGCUAUGUCUCCCCUGAAGAGCUCACAGAGCAGGGACAAGGACAAGGUGUAUUUUGGUACAACAUGGAACCCGUCCCUUUCUUCUAGCGCGGCCUCUCUACCCUCUGGGUCUACUCCUCCAGAGGGCAAAGGUUCUGCAGCCCAGGCAUCGAAAGGGGCAGCCACUUCGGUGCCUCAGCUCGAACCUGGUACAUCUGCAUCUGCCGUGCAGCAGCGAGAGGGAGCCGCGACAAAGAAGCCGUCUGCUCCUCGCGAGAGUGUCAACCCACCCUCUGGCACCGCUGCUGGUGCCACUUCGUCGCCGACUCCUCGUCGAUCUGCCAGUCAGGGCCAGCCAUCGUCGCUACAGAGGGAGACAGAGAAGAAGGCAGCCCAAUCCCAGUCUAAGUCAUCUGCUGCCUCGGCUGCCAGUGCAGAUCAGACGGCGGAAAGGCUGAAGAAGCGGAGCUUGCGCAGAAGGUUGUCUGCGCCUAUCAAGGGCUUCUUUGAGUCGAUUUCGUAG